AUGAGGUAUUGUGCAUUUCGAACGUUUCAUGCUAACGCUUGCUUCUUGUUCUCUUCCACUUCUUCUCCCUUUCUCAUCCUUUCUUAUUAUUCUCAUGUACCUAAUCUUGAUUAUCACACGGUAUCUGGGUUCAAUCCUAAUGUUGAUGAUGCUGUUUUCUCUUUCAAUAGCCUCAUCAAUCGGCGUCAUCCCCCUUCUCAUGUUGAAAUUGGUAAGCUUCUUAAGGCUCUUAUUAUGGAGAAACACUACCACAUUGUUGUUUCGCUUUUUUCACAAUUAGAGGUUAGGGGAAUUGCUCCUAGCUUCCUUACUCUAAACAUGUUGAUAGAUUGUUUCUGCCAAAUGGGUCAUACGGGUUAUGCUUUUUCUGUAUUGGGGAAGAUUAUCAAGAUGGGUUAUCAAUGCGAUAUAAUAACUUUGAACACCUUAAUGAAAGGAUUGUGUAUUAACGGAAAGGUUAAGUCAGCUUUGAAAUUUCAUGAUGAGGUCAGAGCACAAGGAUAUCAGCUUGAUAAGGUUACUUACGGGACCUUAAUCAAUGGUCUUUGUAAGAUAGGACAAACAAGAGCUGCGAUCGAGUUGCUGCGAAAGCUAGAGAGGCAACCAAUCAAGCUUGAUGUAAUAAUAUAUAGUAUUGUUAUUGAUGGGUUAUGCAAAGAUGGUCUUGUAAACGAGGCAUGCAAAUAUUUCUCUGAGAUGAUUGCACGGGGAAUUUCUCCUGAUGUUGUUAGUUACAGCUCUUUAAUUCACGGUUUAUGCUGUGUGGAUAAACUAGAAGAAGCUACUAAAUUGUUGAAUCAAAUGGUGCAAAGCAACAUGAAACCUAACAUUUAUACUUAUAGCAUACUGAUUGAUGCACUAUCUAAAGAAGGAAAAGCCACAGAAGCCCAUAAAGUGUUUCAUUUGAUGCUGCAAAGAGGUCUUAAACCUGAUAUUGUUACUUACAAUGCUUUAAUAGAUGGGUAUUUUCUUGCUAAGAAUGUGAGUGAGGCAGCUACUUUAUUUGAUGAUAUGGUGAAAAUGGGCCUGAAACCAGAUGUUCAAAGUUAUACUAUCAUGAUUGAUGGAUAUUGUAAGAAUAGAAGAGUGGAUAAAGCUUUUGCUUUGUUCAAAACUAUGCCUCAAAGAAAUUUAGUUCCUGAUACAGUAACGUAUAGCUCUCUUAUUGAUGGAUUAUGUAAAUCUGGGAGGUUAUCCGAUGGGCAAGAUCUUCUGGAUGUGAUGCAUGCACGUGGUCAGGACCCUGAUUUGAAUACUUUCAAUAUCUUGUUAGAUGGGUUGUUCAAAAGCAGACAUCUUGAAGAGGCUAUUGCAUUAUUUUUUAAAAUUAUUGGCAAAGGGAUUCGUCCUAGUGUAGUCACAUGUAACAUACUUAUUGAUGGAUUGUGCAAAGGUGGAAGACUUAAAACCGCACAACAGUUUUUCCGGCAUAUCCACAUUAACGGCUACCAAUUGGAUGUCAUAACAUAUAAUGUCAUGAUUUCUGGGCUUUGUAAAGAGGACUUGCUCGAUGAAGCCAUGGCUUUGCUUACAGAAAUGGAUAAAAAUAGUUGCUUUCCUAACAUAGUAACUUAUGAAAUACUUAUAAAGGCUCUUCUUGAAAGGAACGAAAAUCAUAAGGCAGAAAAGCUUCUCUGUGAAAUGAUUUCUAAAAGAGUUAUGAGUCAAUAA
Molecule: messenger RNA, 1671 nt
Organism: Arachis ipaensis
Lineage: Eukaryota; Viridiplantae; Streptophyta; Magnoliopsida; Fabales; Fabaceae
Molecular function (GO): protein binding; mRNA binding
Source: RefSeq, a predicted model, not a curated record